Molecule: messenger RNA, 576 nt
Organism: Arachis ipaensis
Lineage: Eukaryota; Viridiplantae; Streptophyta; Magnoliopsida; Fabales; Fabaceae
Source: RefSeq, a predicted model, not a curated record
AUGGGGGACAUACCGGAAGAAGCCUCCUCAAGUCAGGAGGACUCUCGACCAAGAAAUCCGACCCCAGAACAUCAAGAGGUCACAAACCAAGCUAGGAUAACGAGCGCUAUCCACCACACAAAUGAUCGUAUAUUGACGGAACCACGACAUCCCGAGAACACGGGAGAUAAAGCAGCUCAAAUCAUCCAAGAUCUCUGCCUCCGGGUCCAAGAGCUCGAAGGCAAAUUGACCACCAAAAACAGACGCCAUAACGAACACGGAAGCCAUGCGACUUCCCGGUCAAGAUCCCGUCAUGGCAGGUCACCGACUCGGCGACAUGAUACGAGAAACGGUCGCAGCACCUCGCGCGACCACAGACGGGAAAAAUCGCCAGAACGGCGAUACAGCAAAAGGCACAACCGUAACGCUUCCCGAGACCUAAGCCACCAACGCGACUCAGAUGAAGAGCGGCGACACCGAGACACAAAACGCACGAGAAACGACCAUAUAAUAAUGGGCGCUACACCCUUUACAGAAAGAAUCCUAAGAGCAAAACUCCCCAAAGGCUUCGACAAACCUACCAGCUCCUCACCAUAA